AUGUUUGACCAGAUAGCAAUAUUAUUAAAUUACUUAUACUCAUUUAGUCUCAAUAGUUCAUUUUCCCCCAUGCGCCAUGAUACCAAAGGUUACUCUAUUAUUUAUAAUAUUAAUAUUAUUUGUGAGUUGUUACUUCGUGACGAAGAAAUGGAAAAUGAGUCACUUACGAACAUUAUUCCAAAAAAAAGAAAACCUUUUAACAGUUUGUUUUCCACGAGGAACUCUGAAGGAUUCUUUAAAAGUUUGAUUGGUGGACAUCUUAUUAACGACGAUGAACAAUUUCGGGAAUUUUUUCGUCUAAAUCGUAAACAGUUCAAUUUUAUUUUAUCUUUGGUUCAAGAAGUAAUGACAAAGAAACCGACAUAA
Macrosiphum euphorbiae (potato aphid) is the source of this 366-nucleotide messenger RNA. The record is from the annotation of a GenBank genome assembly. Lineage: Eukaryota; Metazoa; Arthropoda; Insecta; Hemiptera; Aphididae.